This is a messenger RNA of Bactrocera dorsalis (oriental fruit fly), 3589 nucleotides long. RefSeq lists its product as uncharacterized. Bases 156 to 3500 code for a protein of 1114 amino acids. The record is from RefSeq and is a predicted model, not a curated record. NCBI's taxonomy places the organism in Eukaryota, Metazoa, Arthropoda, Insecta, Diptera, Tephritidae. The transcript is spliced from 10 exons.
AUACUAAGUCAGUUCGCGCUCGACGUUUCACUAAUGAUGUACAAUUUUUCUCAAUAAUAGUUUAGUUUGAAAUAGACCUGUAAAAUAAAGUUUGAUUUUCUUCCAUUUGACACGUGUGUUUUGAUAGCGGCUUUAUAUUUAUCGGCGUCGUGAAAAUGGUCGAUAUCAACGUGCCUCUUACCAAUUUGUUGCAAAUGGCCGUGAAACUGGUGGCCCAUCGCAUACAACAAUAUCAGGCAACAACCAAUGAAACAGCUAUCAUACCCACAAAGUACGGACAAGUUAAAGGUGUUAAACGAAAAACCAUUUACAAUCACCAUUUUUAUGCCUUCGAAGGUAUACCUUACGCUAAGCCGCCACUCGCUGAAUUGCGCUUUCGGGCGCCACAACCACCCGAUCCUUGGACGGGAGUGCGUAAUUGCACCAAGUUGGGAAAUGUGCCACUGCAAAAACACUUCGUCCUGGGCAUCACUCAAGGCUCUGAAGACUGUUUAUAUUUGAAUGUAUACGCUAAAGAGCUAAAAUCUGCCAAGCCACUACCGGUAAUGGUAUGGAUCUAUGGUGGUGGCUUUCGUUUUGGUGAAGCUACACGUGAUGUUUAUGCACCCGAUUAUUUCAUGGAAAGAGAAGUCGUGUUAGUGACUUUUAACUAUAGGCUGGGAGCUUUAGGCUUCCUGUCACUAGCGGAUCCUGAUGUACAAGUUCCUGGUAAUGCAGGCCUGAAAGAUCAAUUAUUCGCAUUACGUUGGAUUCAAGAGAACAUCGCCAGCUUCAAUGGUGAUGCCAACAAUGUUACUAUAUUCGGAGAGAGUGCUGGUGCCGCUGCUACACAUCUGCUUAUGCUUACGCCGAAAGCCCAGGGUCUCUUCCAUAAGGCGAUAUUGCAAUCAGGUACAGCACUGUGCCCAUGGACCGAACAGGAACCCAAAAAUCGCGCCUAUUUUUUGGCCGUCGAAUUAGGCUACCGUGGUGAAAAUAUAGAUAAAGACGUACUCUCUUACCUGUCAAAUGUUAGCGGUUCAAAACUAAUACAAUUUUAUAAAGACUUCAGGCAGCCACAUGAGAAGGAUGAACGUGUAUUUUUCUCCUUCACACCAGUAGUGGAACCGUACGAAAGCGAGAACGGUUUGUUGACAAAACCAUUUAAAGAUCUACUCAUAACGACAUGGAGCAAUGAUAUCCCAAUACUGUUGGGUUUCACAGCCGACGAAGGCAUGCUGCACUAUUAUGAGACGGUCAAAAAUCCGCACUUAGUUAAUAAGCUCGGAGAUUGUGUGGCAGUUUUGCCGAAAAUUGUGAAAAAAGAUUGUGAUGUGCAGAACUGCACAGAAUUGGGUCUACGUCUAAAGGAAGCACACUUUGGUAAUGCGGAACCGCAUUGUAGUAAACAUCUGUAUCAAUACUUGGAGCUCUUGACUUACAGACACUUUCUCGUCGACAUACAACGUACUCUCUUAGCACGUGCCGCCUACGCGUCGAAUGUGCCUACUUAUCUUUAUCGUUUUGCUUUCGAUUCACCGCAUUACAAUCACGCUCGCACUCUGCACUGCGGACGCUCCGCUCGCGGAGUAUGUCAUGCCGAUGAUCUCUCUUAUAUGUUCUAUAAUGCGAGCGCCGAAAAAUUACCACCCACAUGUGGUGAAUUUAAAACAAUUCAACGCAUGGUUGGUAUGUGGACGGCAUUUGCGGCAACAGGCAAUCCAAAUUGUACCGAAAUCGAACCGAUUCAAUGGCAACCAGUCGAAGCGCAAGAUGUGGAAAAUGCGCAGCCGAAAUGCCUUAACAUAGACGAAGAGCUAGAAAUCAAAUAUUUACCGCACAAACAUCUGAAAACCUGGAUUAGCCUUUUUACGAACGAGAAUAUAUUUUAUGCAGCUAUGACGGGCAACUCAGCAAAUGCAGAAGUGCUGGCGGAAACAACGCUUGGCACCGUCAAAGGUAAACGCAAUACGUCCAUUUACGAUGACAACUACUACAGCUUUGAGCGCAUACCCUUUGCGCAGCCCCCACUGGGUGCAUUACGCUUUAAGGCGCCUGUAGCCGCGACACCAUGGCAAGGUGUGUUGGAUUGUACGCAAAAGGCCGAAAAACCGUUGCAGAAAAAUGCUCGCACAAAUGAAAUCGAAGGCGACGAGGACUGUUUGUAUCUGAAUAUAUAUGCGAAGAAGCUAAAAUCAGAAAAUCCGCUUCCUGUCAUGGUCUUUCUUUACGGUGGUGGCUUUGAAAAAGGCGAUCCGACACGUGAUCUGCAUGGCCCCGAUUAUUUGAUGAUGAAGGAUGUCAUUCUAGUCACAAUUGCCUACCGGCUGGGUCCAUUAGGUUUUCUUAGCUUGCACGAUCCCACAGUUGGCACUCCGGGCAAUGCGGGUCUGAAAGACCAACUUCUUGGCUUACAGUGGGUUAAAGAAAACAUCAAAAAUUUCAAUGGUGAUCCGAAUAACAUAACUCUUUUCGGUGAGAGCGCCGGCUCUGCGUCCACACACUUUAUGAUGCUGUCACCGCUAGCGAAAGGACUCUUUCACAAAGCUAUACUAAUGUCUGGCACUGUACUCUGCCCAUGGGCGCUGUCGCCACUGAAGGCUUUACCAAAACGUUUAGCACAAGCUAAUGGCUACACUGGCGAUGACAAUGAUCACGAUGUACUCGAGUACCUGCAACAGUUACCCGCUGCCGAUCUGUUACGUCACAACUUGCUUACCAAAGAGGAGAACUUGGAUGAUUGCUUAUUCGCAUUUGGCCCAGUAAUUGAACCGUAUUUAACAGAGACAUGUAUUAUACCGAAGCAACCGAUUGCUCUGUUUGCCGAUGCUUGGGGCAACGAUAUACCCGUUAUAAUUAGUGGUACAUCUUUUGAGGGUCUUCUCAUGUUUGCGCGCGUACAUAUGGCACCGUUUCUUUUGCACGAGUUAAACGAAAACCAACAACAUAUGUUGCCAUUGGAGUUGAAACAAAAGCAUGACAUACAAACGCAAAGAGAAUUGGCCGCGAAAUUGCGUGAAACACAUUUUGCCGAGAGGGAAUUGCAGAUGGAACAUGUACUCAACUACUGCGAGUAUGCUUCGUAUAAAGUAUUCUGGCAUCCCAUAUUGCGCACCGUCAAGGCGCGGUUGCGACAUGCACGCGCUCCCACCUACCUUUACCGCUUCGAUUUCGACUCUCCCGACUUUAAUCACCAGCGUAUCGGAUAUUGUGGUAAAGAAGUACGCGGCGUUUCACAUGUGGAUGAUCACUCGUACUUGUUCUUUGGCGAUUUCGCUUGGAAGCUGGACAAAGACACGCCUGAAUUUCGUACAAUCCAACGGAAAAUAGAUAUUUGGACUUCGUUUGCCGCAAACUCUGAUCCGAACUGUGAUAACCUCGACGGUAACGAAUGGAUGCCGCUGCAAGCUGAUGGCAAGUUGCAUUGCUUAAAUGUAAGUGAGGAUUUGAAAGUGAUCGAGUUGCCGGAAAUACAUAAACUGCAAGUGUGGGAUAGUCUGUAUGAGGUAGCAGAAGAGUAAAGACGGUGUCGAUAAAGUAUUUUUUAAAUUGUACAUCAAGAGUAUUUAAAUUCUAGAAUUUGUAAAUAUAAAACACGUAGCUAUGUAAA